This is a messenger RNA of Solanum verrucosum, 2121 nucleotides long. Its product is annotated as disease resistance RPP13-like protein 4. Gene Ontology annotation, biological process: defense response to other organism. Bases 97 to 2121 code for a protein of 674 amino acids. The transcript has a single exon. The record is from RefSeq and is a predicted model, not a curated record. NCBI's taxonomy places the organism in Eukaryota, Viridiplantae, Streptophyta, Magnoliopsida, Solanales, Solanaceae. Gene Ontology annotation, molecular function: ADP binding.
GAAUCUCAGACCGUUGGCUUAGCUGAAGAUACCAAGACACUGAAAAGGUUGAUCCUUCCUUGCAACGGAUCGUUACAACUCAUUGCCAUUGUGGGGAUGGGAGGUGUGGGCAAAACCACACUUACCCAAAAGAUUUACAACGAUAGAGAAGUGUGUUCACGCUUUCACGUGAGAAUUUGGGUUUGUAAAUCAACUUUUGGUGAGCUUGAGAUCAUGAAGAGUAUUCUGGAGCAACUCCAAAUGGAUGAUCACAGGUCAGAUAGAAAUGUGUUGUUGAAGAGAAUUCAUGAAGCACUUUCGAACAAAAAGUACUUAAUUGUCAUGGAUGAUGUCUGGAGCAUUGAUGACGGGUGGUGGAAACGGAUCCUAGAUGGACUUCCCAAGAAGAAGAGCAGCUGCAUCAUUGUUACAUCUAGAAAUGAAGAUGUUGUUAAGAGAAUGGGAGUCGAGGAAGAACAAAUUCAUCGACCCAAGUUGCUUUCUGAGAAAGAGGGGUGGUUGUUAUUUUGCAAGUUUGCGUUUGCGACAUCCAGAGGAAAAUGCGAGGAUAUUGAAGUAGAACAUGUUGGACAAGACAUUCUGAAGAAAUGUUGUGGUCUUCCCAUUGCAAUCAAGACAAUUGGAGGUCUGUUGUCAUCGAAAUAUCAGUCAUAUUCCGUGUGGAAGAAGGUAUAUGAAGAUUUGCCUCAUAUAUUGGCAGAUGAAAGCAAGAGCCAUGAUUCUUUAAUGGCUACGUUGCAACUAAGUUAUGAUGAGCUUCCACUUCAGCAAAAGCAAUGUAUUCUAUGUUUUGCAAUUUAUCCGGAGGAUUAUGAGAUCGACGUUGAUCAACUGGCAAAUUGGUGGAUAGGAGAAGGAUUCAUUCACAAGAAAGGGACAAAAACUCCAAGAAAAAUGGCUCUUGAAUGUUUAUCAGAAUUGAUAAGUCGAUGCCUCGUUGAAGCUGUGAGUAAAAGAAACUAUGACGGGAGAGUUUACAGUUGCAAGAUGCAUGACAUGAUUCGAGAAAUGAUAAUUAGAGUUGCAAGAGAAGAGAGCUUUUGUAGUUUAGAUGAGAAUAAUACAAACAUAGCCACAAUCCACUCUCGCCGUUUGGGUGUCACAAAUGAAACAUUGCUGCAACCUUUGGAUGGAAACUCAAAGUUAAGGGCACUUCUUCUCACCAAAGCCAAUUACAUUGGCUUCACUAAGAAGAUUGCAUUGGCUCAAGUCAAGUCUCUCCGGGUUUUAGACCUCUCACACCUUAAGUUUGACGAGAGUUCCCAAUUUUGUGAAGUUGAUAUGUGGCGUUGGAUCACAUCUUUGAAACGCCUAACCUAUUUGAGUUUUCGAGACGUGGCAAAUUUGACCAAACUGCCACGAUCCAUCAAGAAGCUAUGGGGCCUCCAAAUUUUGGUACUUGGUGAAUGCAUCAACUUAAAACAGCUCCCUAGAUCAAUCACCCUUCUUCCAAAGCUGGUUGUCUUGGAUGUGGGGAAUUGUACCUCUCUUUCUUAUCUACCACGCGGACUCUCCAAACUCGUCCAUCUUCAAGAAUUGUAUGGCUUCAAGAUACCUAAUGCUAGGGUAUCAAAUGCAUGUCACUUGCGUGACCUAAAGGAUCUUAGAGACCUUCGAGUAUUGGAAUUGGAUGUCAUGGAAGGAAGCAUGAUAGAGGAAGAUGAACUAACAGUACUCGCACAGUUUCAAUAUCUAAGGAUGCUAAUUGUCAAUGCUGGUGACCGUGACGAUGAUAGUUUCUUAGAGAGGCUGGAGAAGUUGUCACCACCCAAGACUCUAGAAGAAUUGUACCUAAGGCAAUUCUGUGGACAUACUACACCAGCAUGGAUAUCCCCUAAAUUGCUUGAUCGAUUACAAUAUCUUUGUAUCGAAGACUCAUGCGUGUUACAACGUCUGAGUGAUCAUUUCAGGGGUAGUGAAGGAAAUAAAUGGAAAAUUGAAGGACUGUGCUUGAAAUACUUGCCAAAUCUAGAGGUGACAUGGGAAGAAAUCAAAAGUGCAAUUCCUGGGCUAAAGUAUGUUGAAGUAAGCCACUGCAACUCGCUGAAAUCGUUCUCGUGUUCUGUUAAGAAUAUAGAAUUUUGGAGAAAACCAGAGGAAGAAGAUGAUGAGAUGAACUAA